CUGGGAUCGUCGAAGCUUUUGUUUCUCCCAAGCAAAGUGCGCGCCAGCUCUCAUUUCAGCUACCCCGCCUCCCACGUCCGACGCAUUUUUGCGCCAUGGCAGCUCCAACAGAGCAGCAGAGCAAUCCCCAGGAUGGCACAGGCGUCAUCAAGCUGGACCCCUGGUUAGCCCCGUUUAGCGACGCGCUGAAGCGGCGAUACUAUAAGGCGCAGCACUGGAUUAAAGUUAUAAACGACAAUGAAGGUGGCUUUGAGAAGUUUUCCAAGGGCACUGAUAUCUACGGCUUCAAUGUGGACGACAAGAACAACAUCAUCUACCGCGAGUGGGCGCCCAACGCGGAGCAGGCGUAUCUCAUUGGUGAUUUCAAUGGCUGGAAUAUGACGUCCCACCCCAUGAAGAAGAAUGAAUAUGGAGUCUUUGAGAUCAUUGUUCCCGCCAAGAACAACCAGAAGGCCAUAACACACAAUUCUAAGAUCAAGAUCUCUCUUGUUCUCAAUGGAGGCCAUCGAAUUGAUCGCUUGCCAGCAUGGAUUAAAUAUGUCACCCAAGAUCUUUCUGUUUCACCAGUCUAUGACGCUCGAUUCUGGAACCCGGAGCCUGCGGAGAAAUAUUCAUUCAAGCACCCACGACCAAAGAAGCCAGAAAGCAUUCGGGUGUAUGAAGCCCACGUCGGAAUUUCUUCUCCGGAGCAGCGUGUCACUACAUACGACGAGUUCACCGACAAAUUGCUUCCCAGAAUUAGAGACCUUGGCUACAAUGCUAUCCAGCUGAUGGCCAUUAUGGAGCAUGCGUACUAUGCUAGUUUCGGAUACCAGGUCAACAGCUUCUUUGCUGCGAGCAGCCGGUAUGGAACCCCUGAAGGUUUGAAAAGGCUUGUCGACACUGCACAUGAAAUGGGAAUUGUUGUGUUGCUGGACGUGGUUCAUAGCCAUGCGUCAAAGAAUGUACUUGAUGGACUCAAUGAAUUCGAUGGAACCGACCACCAGUACUUUCACAGUGGAAGCAAAGGCACCCACGAUCUUUGGGAUAGCAGACUCUUCAACUACGGCCAUCACGAGGUGAUGCGAUUCCUACUGAGCAAUCUCCGAUUCUGGAUGGACGAGUAUCACUUUGAUGGCUUCCGCUUCGAUGGCGUUACCAGCAUGCUCUACCUGCACCAUGGAAUUGGAACUGGAUUUUCUGGCGGAUAUCAUGAGUACUUUGGCCCUGAUGUCGACGAGGAGGCUGUUGUGUACCUGAUGGUUGCCAACGAGAUGCUGCACUCACUCUAUCCCGAGUGUGUAACUGUCGCCGAGGAUGUGUCGGGAAUGCCGGCUCUGUGUCUCCCUCUGUCACUUGGUGGCGUGGGUUUCGACUACCGACUGGCCAUGGCCAUCCCUGAUAUGUGGAUUAAGAUUCUCAAGGAGAAAAAGGAUGAACAGUGGGAUCUUGCCAACAUAUGCUUCACUUUGACUAAUAGACGUCAUGGCGAGAAAACCAUUGCCUAUUGUGAGAGUCACGACCAAGCGCUUGUCGGAGACAAAACAUUGAUGAUGCAUCUAUGCGAUGCGCAAUUAUAUGACAACAUGACCACUCUCAAGCCGUUGACGCCCGUUAUUGACCGUGGAAUGGCGCUGCACAAGAUGAUUCGACUUCUUACGCACGGAUUGGGUGGUGAGGGCUACCUCAACUUUGAAGGUAACGAAUUUGGUCAUCCUGAGUGGCUUGAUUUCCCUCGAGCCGGAAACAACAAUUCAUUCUGGUACGCCCGUCGACAGCUGAAUCUCACGGAGGAUAAUCUGCUUCGAUACAAGUUCCUCAACACAUUUGACAAGUUGAUGAACCACUGUGAAGAGCGUUAUGGCUGGCUCCACGCGCCCCAGGCUUACAUCUCCCUAAAGCAUGAAGGUGACAAGGUCAUUGUGUUUGAGAGAGCGGGACUUGUCUUUAUUUUCAACUUCCAUACCAGCCAGAGCUUCAGCGACUACCGCAUCGGCGUUGAAGUGCCCGGAGAAUACAAGAUUGUCCUGAACAGUGACGCGGAGGAAGUGGGCGGCCACAACAGGCUCGAUGAGAGUACUCGCUUCUUCACAACGCCCAUGGAGUGGAAUGGGCGGAAAAACUGGACUCACGUGUACAUCCCAUGCCGAACUGCUAUUAUAUUGGCUUUGGCUCAGUGAUCUAUGGGUCAGUAUAUUAUGGCUAUGUAGCUGUGAUAUUUCCAAAGUUUUAUCAUAUUGUGCUUUUAAAAAAAAAAAUGUUUCGCUUUAUACUGCUUAUCAUAGCGUAGGCCAUGUGUAUUAUACCAUUGCAUGAUGUAGGAGGGACUGGUGCCAGCAGUUGCUUGUAAACUAGAGUUGUACCGGAAAGAAUGAUUAACCAGCCAAUACUAAUAGGGCAUUCAAUGUGAUUC
Messenger RNA from Trichoderma atroviride IMI 206040, 2392 nucleotides. RefSeq lists its product as uncharacterized. Lineage: Eukaryota; Fungi; Ascomycota; Sordariomycetes; Hypocreales; Hypocreaceae. Gene Ontology annotation, biological process: glycogen biosynthetic process. Gene Ontology annotation, molecular function: 1,4-alpha-glucan branching enzyme activity; hydrolase activity, hydrolyzing O-glycosyl compounds; cation binding. Gene Ontology annotation, cellular component: cytoplasm. The record is from RefSeq and is a predicted model, not a curated record.